CGUGGGGAUAGGAGAACGUGUUGCUCGCGAGGGGAAGGGGCACGUGUUUUGUGUUUCUCGCUUCGGUCUUGGGGAGGAAAGGAGCCGCGUGGGAGAAGGGAAGGAGAUACUAGGACAGCUCAGCUGUAGCGCUGCAGUCAUGGACGCCUGGGACUCCGACCCCAGCCAAGGACCCUUAGGCCCGGGAGAACCCAGGGAUCCAGCUUCUAUUGGACACAGCAAAUCAAGGGCCAGUGCCUGGUCCUCUGAGGGUAGUGUUGGGGAUUCUGGAGUGUCCAGGGAUAUGUCAGCGGCUUUCACUGUUGCCCAGGUACAGAUCCGAAAGCAGAAUGCUAUCACAGAGAGAGAAAGAAGGAAACGAAUCUCUGUAAGUUGUGAGCGGCUUCGGAUCCUGCUGCCGAAGUUUGAGGGUCGUCGAGAGGACAUGGCCUCCAUCCUGGAGAUGGCUGUACAGUAUCUAAAGCUUGCUCGAACCCUUGUGCCUACAGAAGAACAAAGCACUAUUCUCGCUCCCUCAGAGGAGGUGUGUCAGAAGUGGCAGAAGAAUGUGUUGAUUCCAAAUGCCAGAAAGCAGAUUUCAGAGAUGAGAGCCUUUGAAACAGCUAGACAAAGGGUAUCCCCGGGCUGCCCGGCCUCUCCUGUGGAAAAUAAUACACCAGCACUGAUGUUGGGUGAGCCUGUGGAUAAUGCCUUGGAAGACACAUGUUCUGUCUUUGAAAAAGGGCUUUCAGAUUCAGCCCUGCUGCCUCAAAACCUGAGUCUUUCUGAUACUCCUGUGUGCUCCUGUGGAAGGAGCCCUUCUCUGCCUUGGCCAGCCGUUCCUCUAGAGACCUCAGCAGUGGGGAGAUGGCCAAGUGUGGUAGGCCUCUGUCCAGGGGAAGUCAUGUCUCAAGCACAGCUACUGAGAAAUACACAUGAGCCUUCUGAUGUCCUGAUGAUAUCCCCUGUGGAUACCAGGUCAAUGUCAGAAUCUGAAGUAGAAGAUGAGAUGCCUUUUCUGCUGGGUGCUCACACUGACCGAUGGCUUGGAGAGCAAGUUGAUCCAGGACCCGAGGAUGCCAAAGGUGGUGAAACCCAAACCUGUUCCAGGAUGGAUGCCAAGACUGGUUCCCAAGAUGGGCUUUUCUCCAAAUCAGACCUGGAGUUCUUGCCUGAACCUGAGCUCUGCCUCCCAGAGUCUCAGAGGAGCCUCCUGGACCAUUUGGAAUUUGAUUCAACCUCUAUGGCCCUAACUCCUCAGGAAGAAGUGGACAGUAUAUUUCCUUAUCUCUUUCCCUAUGAGUUAUGAAAUUUCUGAGCCUUGAAGGAAAUCACUGCUAAGUAGGUUGAAGGUGAAAGGGGACAGAAAAUAGAGAUUUUGAAGCAGCACAGAAACCAAUAUACAUCUGGGCACUUUAUUUUGGGUUUGGGUUGCAGCUGCAGCCUAAUUUGAGAGAGGGAGGGGAAGGCCAUGCUAAGUGAAGACUGAAUAUUGAAGAGAAGAAGCAAUUUUCUUGGAGGAAGCAAAACUUUUGUAACUUUAGCAUAAUUGAUAGAAUUCAGUAAGCGGAUCAGAGUGGAAGCUUAAUCAGGCAGUUCUGAUGGAGUUAGAUGAAAGUCAUCUGAUCCUAUCAUUUUGUUUCUGUGAAGGCCUUUUCACCAUCAAAUCUACAAAUAACUCUGACUCUUGAUUCUCUGGGGGAGGGUCAGUUGUUCUCUUUGUACUAUUUUGUUGGGUUUUUGGCCCAGAGAGAGUAAGAAUAAUAAAAAAUAACUC
Messenger RNA from Phascolarctos cinereus (koala), 1756 nucleotides. Lineage: Eukaryota; Metazoa; Chordata; Mammalia; Diprotodontia; Phascolarctidae. The record is from RefSeq and is a predicted model, not a curated record.